AGCAAUCAGUGUUAGCUGAGCUCUUUGACGGACUGAAGCCAAGCAGCCCUGUUUGCUGGCUUCUGCAAUGACCGGCAGACAUACGCAGCUGCAGAAAAGCAGCCUUUUCACAUGAAGCUGGGUCCUACGGCAACCAUGACAAGCAAGAGCGGGUCCAACGGUCCACCUUCUACAACAACAGUUAGUUCUGUCUUUGUUCAGGCUGGAGACUGCAGAAUUGUCUUAGGUAUACUCAAGUGUGGGAAAUGGGUGCAGCUCCAGCUGUCUGAAUCCGUACCAAAUUUGUUAGAAAUUGGAGGCAACCAGGAAGAAACCAAAAAAUUGUUACAGGAUCAUGAACUUCUCUUGUCUAAACUCAAGCCUCUGGAAGACCAGGUUCGGGACCUGUUACGUGAAGCAGACAAAACUGUGGAAGAAAACAAAGAUCAAGAAGAGGUGUACGAUGCCAUGGCGGAGACACUGGGAGAUGCUUGGGACUCCCUUGUUAUUGUUCUAGAGAAACGCAGGGAACUUUUGAAACUUACUGCAGAUUUUUUUGAAAAAGCUCUGGAGUUUGCUAUGAAAAUCGACCAAGUUGAAGAUUUCCUGCAGAACUCCCAAGAGUUUGAGAAUCCGGAGUCUUUGACAGCACUCCUGAACCAGCACGAACGUCACACCAAAGAGCUGCUAGAGAAAUCACUGCUCCUCUUAAACAAGAGCCACGACCUUACCGAAUUCAUAGAGGAAUUCAAGGCUGAUGGGCCGAAUGUAAACCCGGAAUUCAUCCAGGGGGCCCACAGAAGCUGCCUGAAAAUUGGUAAUCUCCUUGAAGUUCUGCAAGACAGGAGACGGCAACUGGGUAAAUUCUUAAAGCUGCAGCGCCAAGGACUGGAGCAAGUUUUGCAAAUCUGCCAGUGGCAUCGGUGGGAAAAUCAGAAACUGGAAACUGCCAACGUUAGCUGCACAGAACUCCACAAAAUCCUGGGUGAGCUUCGUGAAAAACCUAAGGAGAGGAGACAGAAACAGUUCUAUCGAAGAUCUGCUGCAGCCAUUCUGGUCAACAUCUCUGCAUCUGAAAGGGCAAAAUUCCAAACAGAAGCAGACUAG
This is a messenger RNA of Gekko japonicus, 1086 nucleotides long. Its product is annotated as coiled-coil domain-containing protein 141-like. The coding region runs from base 112 to 1086 and encodes 324 amino acids. The record is from RefSeq and is a predicted model, not a curated record. The transcript is spliced from 6 exons. NCBI's taxonomy places the organism in Eukaryota, Metazoa, Chordata, Lepidosauria, Squamata, Gekkonidae.